Molecule: messenger RNA, 1829 nt
Organism: Botrytis cinerea B05.10
Lineage: Eukaryota; Fungi; Ascomycota; Leotiomycetes; Helotiales; Sclerotiniaceae
Exons: 2
Coding region: 178-1596 (472 amino acids)
Biological process (GO): transmembrane transport
Cellular component (GO): membrane
Molecular function (GO): transmembrane transporter activity
Source: RefSeq, a predicted model, not a curated record
GAUUUCGCAGCUAAUGUACUCGUGAUUCGGCGGAUUGUCGAUUCCCUCUAAUCUUUUCUACAACUCAACAAUAUCCUGUGAUCUUCAUCAGAAACUACCAGCUCACUUCUUCUAUCUGUUUUGUCGUUUCACUUCACAACAUCCACGGCAAAUGUUCAAACUCUCAGAAGAUUAGUAAUGAUACUCUCAGAAGACCUCGAAAAGAGCAGUAGCUCCUCACUAUACACCUCCCGUCGCAGUUCUACCAUCUAUUUUCUCCUUCCCUACAUAUGGUGGCAACUCGAUGACUUCUUCAUUGGACAGGCCCGCACCGCCGGCCUCUCAACACACUUCAAAUUAGCGCAAAUCGAUUCUGAAGAAUUAUAUACGGAUACCAAAUUCGUGCUUUUUGCAUUCGCUUGGUUACUAUUACUAUGGCAGAUAUCAAAUAUCAAUAUCCACAAGAUGACUCUCAUAAUCACGAGUCUUCAAACUCUGCUAGUGUUAGCACAGAUCGGGGCUUCCUCUACGGAAGUCUUACUCAUUAUACGCUCAAUGCUAGGGAUCGGUGGCGCGAUCUUUCCUGGAUCAUUGUUGCUGUCAAUUUCACGAUUUCCCAGAAGCAAAUUGGCUACUACUGUUGCAAUUUUUGUUGCCGUAUCCCCUGCUGAGAUUGUAGUGGCUGGACCACUUCUUUCAGCUUUGGUCAAUUUCAUGAAAAAUACGUCUAUUCUGGGUUGGCAAGCUAUCUUCGCUAUUGAUGGUAUACUCGGUAUCAUCGUCGUCGCUAUAUUAUGGGUAAAAAUCCCUGUUUCCAUUGAGAAUAGCAUCUCUACAAAAUUCAUGAACUCUCUUGACUCGACCAGCUGGAAGUCAAAAUUCAAAGACUUUUUUGAGCCAAAAAACGUUAUGUUCGUUAUGAUGUUCAUUUGCGUCAACUUGGCAAUUGCACCAGCACCUUGUUACCUCGCUGUACACCAUCGAAUAUCUUUUGUCUCCAUGCCUUACUUUUUCUUCACCGUGAUUUCAGACUUGGCCCCAUCAUCACACUUAAUCUUUAAUCUCCUAACCAUAACUCCAUAUCUUGUUUCCAUCAUUACAAUCUCCAUUUUAGCGAGGAAGUCCGAUAAAAAGCAAGUUCGAGGUUCUUUCGUUUUUGUUUGUGGGCUUCUCUCUGCAACAGGCUUUGCCAUCAUGUCCUUAGUUGCCAUUCUUGACUGGAAUAUCUGGUGGUCUUUCUUUGCCAUUUUCCCCGCUUGCGUAGGAUCCUACGGCGCGAUGAUGAUAAUUCUUUCCUGGGCAUUAGGAAGUGAACAAUCGGCGUUUGGGCGAGGAAUCCUCAUGACGACACUUGUGGGGGCGGCACAAUUGUCAGUUAUAUUCUCUCCCGCCGGAGUAAAGCCCUGGUGGAGAGCCGAGGACGAGCCUGCACACCCGAGAGGCUUAGGGGCUAGCGCAGCAUUGAUGGGCUUGUGUGCUAUAUUAGCGCUAGUGUUGAGAUCAUACUUGGUCUGGAGGAACUCCAACAAGGAGAGUCACUUUUAUGCGCCAGUCAAGAUUGGAGACGCAAUUGAUGAUGUAGUGGAAGAGGAAAUGGUUGAUAGACAUAUUGUAUAGAGAUGCGUACGCCGGCAUUCAGUAGCUUGCAGAUAGCCGAUAUCAUUGUCUCUAUGUCCAAAGUGUACGCACUGGAAUGGUUGAUCGUCGAUCAUGAUUCUUGACGAUAGAGUUACUACUUCGAUGAUGAAGGGGUGGAGCCAUCAAAUGAUAUCUAUUGAUUGCAUGAACAAUAAGAUAUAAAAAGUGUGUCUACGUACUUAGAAAUACGUUCCGUUUCGUUGCACUCUCCA